Messenger RNA from Pseudozyma hubeiensis SY62, 2571 nucleotides. Its product is annotated as glycogen debranching enzyme. Lineage: Eukaryota; Fungi; Basidiomycota; Ustilaginomycetes; Ustilaginales; Ustilaginaceae. The record is from RefSeq and is a predicted model, not a curated record. The transcript has a single exon. Bases 1 to 2571 code for a protein of 856 amino acids.
AUGAAGCACACCCUCUUGAGUCUCAAGGCGCUGGUCGCCACAGUCGCAGCUUCUGUUUUCGUCAACGCUCAACAGCAAAAUGCUAGCUCCUCGAAUCCUCUCAUCACGCGCAACCCGCCCGAGCAGGUCGACGUUUCUCUCAACUUGACCUCGGGUCCCUACGACAACUACCUCUUCCGCAGCAACCUGACGGCAGCCCAGGUCUUGCUCACCAACACCACUGCAGCUAAUCCUACGGACAAUUCGACCAAGCCAACCCUCAAUCGCUUCCUGGUCGCUUUGCCCGCAGGAAACUCGGGCUCCGUAGCCUACUUCUUGCCAUACACCAACGGCUCCAACGCAACGGAUGCUCAGACCUCGACAGCGUCUCAGGGCCUCACCGUCACUCUUGGUGAUGCCGGAAUCAAGGGCGCAUACGGUCCCAACAACCAGUCCGGAGUCACUGGUGAGCUGCUCUUUUCGCAGCCAGCCACGCUUGGUACUACUCUGCUUGGUUCCAUCAGGACGGUUCGAGACUUCACCGAAGGCAAUGGCCUCACCCACGAGAUCUUCAAUUGGACCGUCACCCAAGCCGACAACAAGACCAUCUGGCUCACAAAGCCGUGGCUGAACGAAACCAUCGUCCGAAAUGCCCAGGGCCAAGAGACGGGCAGAGUUCGGUACGCACUCGAGUGGCUCCUCCAAGCCAACAACGGUACCUCGUUCGAUGUCGUGCCUUCCAACAAUGGCACCUACACGCCUCCUACGGUCCACAUCCUGCCCCCACCUGUGCAGACCAACGACACGGCACGAGCCAUGUCACAGCCCGGUUCGGUCACCUUCACUGUUCAAGUUAACGAGACAGCCUUGGCUCCGCUUUCUGUCGAUACGCUCUUCACCCCAAACACGACGGCGGCGAUGCAGCCCGAAGCCCAGAGUCAGUUUUCGUUCAUGACAUAUGCCUCCAAGUUUACCGCCGGUGGAUGGAGAUUCCUCACCUACUUUGGACGUGACACCAUGUUUACCACGCGCAUGCUGAUGAACAACAAGACAGUCACUCCGUUCGCAGCCGAGUCGGUGCUCGGCGGUGUCAUUGAGCGAAUCAACAUCACCUCGGGCGAGGUCUGCCACGAAGAGACUAUCGGAGACUAUGCUACGUUUGUCAACAUUGGCGAAGGUCAGCCCGAAAAGGGCAACGAGCCCUUCUACGAUUACAAAAUGAAAGACACCCACUAUGUGCUCCUCCCUCAGCUCGCCGACUACCUCCUCAGGUACAACGCCACGAACGCCAACUUUACUGCCAGUCCUGAGGCGCGUCUGUUCCUCUCUCGACGUGCUGUGCUUGCGAACGGCACGAGCUACAUCCAACUGCUGCAAUCCAACAUCGAAUACGUGCUCAACUCGUCGGUGGCUUUCGCACAGGACCCUAGCGACUACAAGAACUUGGCUCGCAUUGAGGUGGGCGUUCCCGUUGGAAACUGGAGAGACAGUAACGAGGGUCUUGGCUGGGGAGUAUACCCCUAUGACGUGUCCACCGCUUUGGUUCCGGCGGCAUUGUACGCUGUCUCUGACCUCGCCAGAUCCGGAUUGCUCUCCAAUUACACUUCGAGCGCUCUCAACGCGAGCGGAGCGGAUCUCGCAGACAAGGCGGCCAGCUACGCCAAGAUCUGGGAGGACGAAGCUCCCAAAUUCUUCCAGUACAACGUUACUAGUCAACAGGCUCAGCAGAGAUUGGAGGGUUAUGUGCAGCGCGCCAACCUCUCCACGGCUCUUCUGUACGGUGAUGGCUCGCUCAACUCUUCGUUGUCGGUGUCGAACAGCAGCAGCACCGGUAGCGCCAGCGCACCGAACGCCACGAGCACUGGAAUGGCACGUCGUGGCGGUAGCAUGGAUCUUGGCCACAACGCCGAGUUCCCGCUCGCUGCUCGUCAAGGAUCCACCGACAACAGCACCCAAGACCAAGCAGGCAACACCACCGUCUACGGCCUCUCUCUGCUCGAAGACGGAGCCGUGGUGCCUGUGCUCCACUCAGACCUCUCGUUCAACUUGCUCUACUCGCGCAACCCUUCGCGCUCGUUGAUCGAGGCGGUCAUCUCUGCACUCCAGCCUUACCCUCGUGGUCUGCUCACCAACGUCGGAAUGCUCGUCGCCAACCCGGCGUACGAUCCCAACACGACCAAGACCACCGAGCUGGACCGCACCGCUUACCACGGAACCGUCUCGUGGGGAUUCCAGACCAACUUUAUGGCUUCUGGUCUGGACCGUAUCAUCGCAUCGUGUGAUCCGUCGGCCAAUCGAACGCAGGUCUCCAGGUCGGGACUCAUUGCUCGACCUGACUGGUGCGAUGAUCAGCAGCUGGUGUCGGGCUUGACCAAUGCACAGGCGAUGUUGUGGCAGGCGGUGAACGGUGCGUUUGAGGAGAGGUUUGCAGAGGUUUGGAGUUGGACGUGGAGCAACGAGACCGAGAGGUUCGAGGUGACGCCGUUGGGAGAGAUCAGCCCAGAGGGGACCGAGAGCGACGCGGUUCAGCUGUGGAGCUACGGUCUGCUGGGGAUUCAGGAUCCCACAGCGACGAACGAGACAUCUACCUAG